This is a messenger RNA of Fusarium odoratissimum NRRL 54006, 4777 nucleotides long. RefSeq lists its product as uncharacterized. The transcript has 2 exons. Gene Ontology annotation, biological process: regulation of transcription by RNA polymerase II. Gene Ontology annotation, cellular component: nucleus. The coding region runs from base 2114 to 3994 and encodes 626 amino acids. The record is from RefSeq and is a predicted model, not a curated record. NCBI's taxonomy places the organism in Eukaryota, Fungi, Ascomycota, Sordariomycetes, Hypocreales, Nectriaceae.
CUGAUACACCGUCACAAGAUGUUUUGGCUCAGGUAGGCAGGCUGUCAUGUCACAAGUGAGCUGGCGCCUUUUCUGUCGCUGGCUGUUUGACUCAAAGCUCCCGCCAUCGUUCUUGGGAUUGACUGCCAGGACCUGGUUCUGAACCCUGGCUCCUGUUGGCUUGGUGCUUGGCUUGGCUUCUGGUCUUGGCUAGGUCGGUUUCUGCUGCAAGACCCCCUGUCCUGGCUCCUGGGCUCGUCAUUGACCCCUGGUGCCGCUUCGACCCAAACAGAACCAGGAUGUGCCUGUCUCGUCGCCCAUCAGGUCCCGCCUGUCGGUCGACGGCGCGGGAGGGGAGAUCUCGUUGUUAUGACGCUCUGCAGAGAGAUCGUGAUGAGUUGAGAGACGAGGCAAGAUGGAGAGGGAGGGGAUGGAGGAGCCAGGUGAGAUCGUCGCUGUUUGCUUAGUAGAGCGGUUAUCGAAACGAAUCGACGGGAGCCAUUCAGAUGAUGACAGUAGCGCUUUCCAUUACUUCUACAACGGCUUCAUCCACGAAUAGGGACUUCGGUAGUGAAUCACAGCGCGCUGUAAGGUAAGCAGGCGUACAUUGGCAAUGCAGUCCAGGCCAGUCAAUAGGAUCCUUCCUGUGCGUCACGUCACUAUUCAACUGUACCUGUCGAUUUUAUCUAUCCCUCCGACCUUACCUUAUCCUUGAUCUCUUUCCUCGAACCCAUCCCCUGGAUCAUUUUCUCCUCCACAUCAUCCAUAGCUUCUCUCACUCUAUUCUCAUCCUCUCCCGUCAUUUUAUCUACACUCUCUCACGGGGAAUAAGCUCUUCUAUUUUUGGGAAGCUUGUUCACACGUCACGGGUAGUGAGUGAUCUUGGAUUCCCGUCCUCUUCAUUUCCACAAAGGAAACCAUCGCGGCUCGUCAUUAAUCAUUAAUUUUUGUGAAACUCUGGCUCAAGAGCCGGACAGUACGGGACGGGGCUUGGUACAGGAAAAAAAGGAACAGGCCCCCAAAAAGACCGCAACAGCAAGGUACCCGAACCUAACCAAAGUGGUGCCCCAUUUUAAACAGCAAGGGCGAUUUCGGUUGGUUCAAGCUCUACUUUUCGACCCCAUUUGCUCCUUUCUAGGUUCUGCCCCAGUCCCAGUCUCGUGGGUGUCUGUUCUUUUUGAGGCAGUCAGCCAGACAGUCAUUGAAUUGAGUGAGCGAGUGGUGCCAGAAUCACAAACCGACGCCUCUGGCACGGGCUCCAAAUCGGGCCCGCCCCCCUUCUUCAGUGCGACAAGCUCCUUCCAGCACCAGCGAUAGCGCUCUGCUUAGCUGUCUACAGCCGCAAUUACAGCAGCAGCACAGAGCUACACAGACCAAUUUUGUCGCACCCCCUAAACACCACGAUCAAAACACAAAAGGCACACAAAACAUCAAAAGGCGAUCAUUAAUUAGUCGGAGAAAUAUCCUGGCUGCACUACACGCCCCUUUCCCUUUCUGAUCUCUGCCCCAUCAGCAUCGUUCCGUCUUCUCUCCCCCCAUCAGCCAUUGAUCUCUCAUCUACGGAUACUGUGCUUGUACCGAACGGACCUGGGAUCAAGACCCAGGACCCAGUGUCUAGGAAGACUCCAGCACCCCUAGUCUAGCUUCUUCCUCACUCCCACUCCUACGAGAAAGAGACUCCCUGUACCUGACUGAGCAAGCCUGUACCAACGCUUGUCGCUGUCGCCGCGGCCUGCGCCUACUCCUACACUACCCUCCCCAUCCCCCAUCAUCUUCCAUCCUUUCCCGUCGUCUCUUCACAACUCCAAGCUAACCGUCACCAACCUUUUCUUCUUUCGUUUCUCUCCUGUUUCUUUUGCUUCAUAUCCACUCUCGCUCAAAGGUCUUGGGACCUUAGACUCUCGCUUUUGUCCUUCGUUGUUUAAUCGUUCCCGAAAUCUGACGGAACCAACUCAUUCGCUACCAACCCCGUAUCAUCAGCUCAUCAUCCAUCGACUUCAACCACAUUCGCUUCAACAACCGCGUUAUAUCCAACCCAAAUUCUAAAACCAGCUGACGAAACUCGAAUAUCAUCGUAUUGCUCAUCCUGAUUCACGUCGAAAUUUCCGAUUUUCCCUCCAUGUGAGCGGAGCCCAUGGACCCGAGACAGAACCAGAAUCAGCGACAGACCUCAAGUCAGACCAGCAGCCCCCAACAAUAUUUCGAUUUCCAACAGCACAGCAUGUCGCAGCAACCGAGUCCUUCGCCCCAGCAGUCUCACGACGCGAACCCUCAGGAUGUCCUCGCCGAGGCCCGUAAGAACCUCCAGGUCCUGAUUGACUCAGGCAUGUCCAAGGAGCUUCUACAUCAGCUGGUCGACGGUGGCCAUGGCCUCAGCUUGAACCUCAGCGCGAUGACAGCCAUGCAAGCCAUGCCUACGAUUCCUUCUCAACCUCAGCAGACUCCUUUUAGCCAGCAACCUCCCAACCCGAGUCAAACGGCCCCUACUGCGUCGCUCGCUCCUCCACCACCGAUGCGAUGCCCUCCUCCGCCUCCUGUUGCCUCCAAUGGCCCUAGUAUCCAGACCGUGACGACGACUCCGAAUAGCAUUUCAUCCACUGCCACGACCCCUUCAGCUGAGAUCAAGCACGAAAUCAUUUCCGAGGACAUGAACUUUCCCAACCCAGCCAUGUUUCUUCCCCCGCAAGCUGCAUUCAGCCAUCGCCCUCGCAUCUCCGUUUCCUCGACGAGUUCUGGUUCUUCUGGGCAUGCUUCCAUCUGGUCGACCAAUUCGGGACAGUCUUCGAUGUCUUGGCAGUCCGCUUCUACUUGCAACCGAUCGCAGGCGCCGCUCCCUAUUCCUCCUUCCAGCUCUUUGAACGGACUCGGUCCCAUGAGUGCCCCGGUCGGCACAGCUGGUAAGACCAACAUUUAUUGGUGCACCUCGUGUGAGACCAGCUUCAAGCGCAAGUAUGACUGGAAGCGCCACGAGGAUGAGUUUCACGAGCGCUGGCGCAAGUAUCCUUGUCCCGAGCCUGGAUGUAACCGCAGCUUCUGGGGAUCCAACUCGUUCAACCAGCAUCACAAGCAGUGUCACGGAUGCAAGACUUGCCCUCACGCCGAGAAGGUGGUCAAGUUCCUCCGAAAGCGCAAGUACUGGGCUUGCGGCUUCUGCUCUGCCCUUCACCCUGCCCGCGAGCGCCACGUCGAACACGUUGCUCGACACUUCGAGUCGGGUAUGACAAAGGGUGACUGGAUGCAUUCUCGUGUUGUAUACGGUCUCCUCCACCAGCCUCUGAUCCACGAGGCUUGGGAUGCAUUGGUUGUGAGCAAGCAGGCCGAGUACAAUGGCCGACGACCCCAGUUCAGUUGGCACCCAAGCAAGACUGGCCGUGCCCAAGGUUUCCUCGAGAACGAGAACCCCGGCCAACUCCAGGAUCUGCUCGAGUUCUUCUCCGGGGAUGAAGGUGAAGCUCAGUGGAUUGUCAGCGUUGCGUACGACCUGGCCGAUAUUGUUCUUACCUCAGCACCAAUCCCCUCUCCGCAGUACUCACAUGCCAGUCUUGGACCCCAGGGCUUUACACACGACCCUCGAAUGUCGUUUAUGCCACUGCCUACCCAGGGCCACGGAGGGCAUCAGUCUCUGAUGCCUUCACCUGAUCCUCAACAGACCCAAUUCAACACGCCGUUCCGAAACACGAUAAUGGUGCCUUCUCAACAAUUCCCCUCACCCUCGAGACCGUCCCCAGACUCUUCGUCCCACUCACCAAUGGGACCUUCAACAUCGCCGUUGAUGCCGCCACCAGCGCCUUCUCCGCUCGAGAAGCGUGAGCUACCACCACCCCCUCACUCGCAGGGCCACGACGCUGGUGAGUCAAUGAUGGACUUUGAGUACUCGCCAGCACCGCCUGUUUUGUUUGACGACUGGGAGAGUCUCACAGGCUCUGUUGUCGAGCAGCCCGGCCAACAGCAUGACGGUGCUACAGGUGGCUGGGGCAUGGUGCAAUAUUUCAAUGACCCUCGCGUCACCUCAUGAGCUUAAGCUAGCCACACACACACACACACAACACAUUCUUUGACUUUUGGACAUUACUGAGCCAUCUGGUUUGCUUGCCCAGUUUUGGGUUCCCCACGUUUUCCUUGAAUCGAAUCAACAACAACCUUUGCGGACCUCCUGGUGUUCCUGCAAGCAUUUUCCUUUUUUGUUUUUCCUUAGUAGAUAAUGAUAAUACCCCUUCAUCGAGACGACAGGUGAGGGCAUCUGGGUUGUUUUUUUAUCUUGUCACGGCAGGCUGAAAGAAAUGUAUUGGGCUUCUCAUGUCCUGGUCCUGGAUCAAAAAGGUGGAGUUGGGUGAUGCAGCUGUCCUGUCGUCCUUUGUUUCCUUUUAUGUCAUUGAUGGAUGAGAAUACAUGGGAGUAACUUGGGUUGGUGGAUUGAAUAGGGACAAAAACCGGUGGUUGAGUGAGUUAGUGAGUGAGGAUGUGUACUGGCAUUGAAGUUGGUGCGCAUUUACAGCGACGCUGAAUAGCCAUAUGCUGUAAGAUAGGAUAGGAAGAGAAAGAAGCAAGAAAGGAAUAGAGAACCCGGAAGGGACGGAUUUGAAUGAAUGAGUGCGUCAGAGGCUGAAAUAUAUGGGAUUGAUUUGAGGAAUGUAGGGGAAAUGAGGUGGUGCCUGAGACAAUUGGGCUGGCAUGUACCUUGUGCAGGGCUUUGGCUAGGGAGAUGUAUGUCUUGGAUCUAUUUGGGUGCAUGUAGAUAUAGUCACGAGUUACGAUGCGUUGAGCUGUAAUACACAUUGAGUUUUACUUUGAUCUUGAA